CUAAAAUUAGAUGUAUUGAGCAUGCUUUUGAGUCUGAUAGAAAAGUUUAUAUGAAUUUGAAAUCACUUAGAAAAGUAUCGUUGGAAUUAUUAUUAUUAUUUUUAACAGCUUUUUAGUCAAGAUUCUAGAAAGUUGCAGGCUUCUUAUCUUGAACGCAACUCCUAUGGAAUCCGCUACGCAAACUACGUAGUUGCUGUCAAAGUUUCCCGCGAAACUACUGCACAUGCAAAUCUAUAUCAAAACAGUUCUACACUGGUGAUAUCCCUGCACUGGGUAACCCAGCAGUCUCUUAGCAGCUUACCAAUAAGAGCAGAGGAGCGGUCAUCUCGUGGCAGUUCAGCUGCCUGUUCCUGAUAUUGUCGCAGGCAUCUAAAUGUCAAGACGGGCCAUGAGUGAGGUAAAUGAUAGGGAUUGUGAUCCCCAGAACUCCCAUGUUGACAGGAGAUGGGACAGUCAGUUGUCAGUCCUCCCAGACAAGCUACAACAGAGACUGAUGCCAUUCCAAAAGGAGGGAGUCAAAUUUGCCCUAUCAAAGAAUGGAAGGUGUAUGAUUGCAGAUGAGAUGGGUCUAGGGAAGACGGUGCAGGCUAUCUCUGUGGCCUACGCCUACAGACAGGAGUGGCCUCUGCUCAUCGUGGUGCCCUCCUCUCUAAAGUACCCCUGGAUCGAGGAGAUGGAGAGGUGGAUCCCUGAGCUCAACCCUGGAGAUAUCAACCUGGUGGAGACCAAGAGUGACACGCUGGGGAUCAGUAGCAGUAAGGUAACAGUGUUGGGUUAUGGGCUGCUCACCACAGAUGCACGCCCCCUGGUGGAGGCUCUGACCAGACAGAGGUUUAAUGUGGUGGUGGUGGAUGAAUCCCACUACCUCAAGUCCAGGAACGCAGCCAGGUCUAAGAUACUGGUACCACUCAUCCAGAACGCCAAGCGGGCCAUCCUACUGACGGGCACCCCGGCCCUGGGACGGCCAGAGGAGCUCUUUAUGCAGAUAGAGGCUCUCUAUCCGAGGAUGUUUGGAACGUGGAGUGACUACGCCAAACAAUACUGUAACGCCCACUACAGGUUCUUUGGUAACAGGAGACAGUGGGACCGUCGUGGUGCCUCUCAUCUUGAGGAACUCCACCAGCGUCUCAGUGAGAUCAUGAUCCGGAGGCUGAAGGUCCAGGUCCUCCCCCAGCUACCCCCCAAAAUACGCCAGCGCAUCCCCUUCGACCUGCCCAAAGACGCUGCCAAGGAGGCGAGCGGCAGCUUGGAGGAGUGGGAGCGCCUGAUGAGGACGAUGGGUUCGGGGGUCUCUGCCACGGACAACCCCUUCACUGAAGUCAUGGGGCUCGUGACACGCAUGUACAAACAGACCGCCAUCGCUAAGGCCGGAGCAGUGAAAGACUACAUAAAGAUGAUGCUGGAGACUGAGAAGUUAAAGUUCCUGGUGUUUGCUCAUCACCUGACCAUGCUACAGGCAUGUACCGAGGCUGUCAUCGAAGCCAAGGCCAGUUACAUCCGUAUCGAUGGCAGUGUCCCGUCCUCAGAGCGUAUCCACUUGGUUCACCAGUUCCAGAAUGACCCUGAGACGCGCGUGGCCGUCCUCAGCAUACAGGCUGCUGGGCAGGGCCUGACGUUCACAGCAGCCACUCACGUGGUGUUUGCUGAGCUGUACUGGAACCCUGGCCAUGUGAAGCAGGCUGAGGACCGGGCGCACCGCAUCGGACAGACCGCCUCCGUCCACGUGCACUACCUCAUCGCCAAGGGAACCUUUGACACCGUUAUGUGGGGCAUGCUCAACAGGAAGGAAACGGUAACGGGCAGUACUCUGAACGGUAAGAAGGAGUACUUAAAGGCAGAGUUGGGGGAUAAGGACAAAUGGGACUUCCUGAAUUUCGCCGAGGCGUGGACACCAAGCGAGACGACCCUGACAGCAGGAGGAGUGGUUGACAAUGACAAAGAUCCUGUGUUCUUUAACCAUUUUGAGAAGGACAAACAGCACGACAUCCGUUCGUUCUUCUCUCCGGACGCGGGUAAAGAGAAGAAGAGGAAAAGAACAGAGGGUGAGGUUUGCCUAUCCCCCGUUACCCCCUCAGAGAAGGAGGGUUCUAUAGAUGUGGAGAACUCAGAGGGUGACAAGGAGAAAAACUACAACUCCCAAGAUCCCCCUGACCUCCAGGACCUAGACUUCUCUCCCCAGGUGAAGAGGCUGCGGCUGCCCACCUCCACCCUCACCCCCAGCGCUACCCACAGCCCCAGGUCUCGUCUUGGGGGGAAACGGACGUCCCUCCAUGGGGGGAGAGGCACGAGCAGUAGUCCCCUGGCCUCUCUGUUUACCCCCCGUCGGCUCUCUGAGAAAGGGACCCCGAAACCAAGGUUGAGCCCCAGACCAGGACCACCAGAUCAGGGGAAGGGAGAUCAGUGGAGCUGUGGGGCCUGUACUUACUCCAACAGCAUCCUGCUCCUUUACUGUGAGGUGUGUGAGUCCCCACUCCACAGGCCCAGCACUG
Messenger RNA from Oncorhynchus gorbuscha (pink salmon), 2489 nucleotides. Its product is annotated as DNA annealing helicase and endonuclease ZRANB3-like. Gene Ontology annotation, cellular component: nuclear replication fork. Gene Ontology annotation, biological process: replication fork processing; DNA repair. The record is from RefSeq and is a predicted model, not a curated record. NCBI's taxonomy places the organism in Eukaryota, Metazoa, Chordata, Actinopteri, Salmoniformes, Salmonidae. Gene Ontology annotation, molecular function: ATP binding; ATP-dependent chromatin remodeler activity.